GCAAGCCGUCCGAGAAGUGGCUGGGCGUGACGUCACGAGUUUUCCUGAAAGUCAUCAACAAGCUGCAGCGGCAGCAGCACAGCGGCGGUGCCAGGGGCAAGGAGGAGCUGCAGCCGCUUCCCUUUAUUAUUAUCAGAAACAUUACCACCACCAUUCUAGUUUUGUUUGUGUGUGUGGCUGGGAUUUGCGAUAUUAUUAUUCUCAUUUAGGAAAGACGCGAGCGUUACCAGGGAAGCUGCCGAGGGGGGAACCCACUUGUCUCCCCAUCACUGCCUGUGCAGGCUGAGUCACUACUGGAGAGUAGGAAGGGCCACAGAGAUCAAAAAAGAAAAAAAGAGAGAGAGCGGGAGGAGAGAGCCUGAGAACCAGAGCUGAUCAUCCGCAGAGGAACGUUUCUCUGAGCUCAGGGCUCAGAGGGGAGCCAAAAUGAGCGAUAUUACCAUUGUUAAGGAAGGCUGGGUGCAGAAAAGAGGCGAGUAUAUUAAAAACUGGAGACCAAGAUACUUCCUCCUGAAAACUGAUGGCUCUUUCAUAGGCUACAAGGAAAAGCCCCAAGAUGCAGAUCUACCUUACCCCUUGAACAACUUUUCAGUGGCAAAAUGCCAGUUAAUGAAAACAGAACGACCAAAGCCAAACACUUUCAUCAUCAGGUGUUUACAGUGGACCACUGUCAUAGAAAGGACUUUUCAUGUCGAUACUCCAGAGGAAAGGGAGGAGUGGACAGAGGCUAUCCAGGCAGUAGCAGACAGACUCCAAAGACAGGAAGAGGAGCGCAUGAACUGCAGUCCCACCUCUCAGACAGACAACAUAGGAGAGGAGGAGAUGGACACUUCCACUAGCCACCAGAAACGGAAGACCAUGAAUGACUUUGACUACUUAAAAUUACUGGGCAAAGGCACUUUCGGUAAAGUCAUUCUUGUCAGAGAGAAGGCAAGUGGUAAAUAUUAUGCAAUGAAGAUUCUGAAGAAAGAAGUAAUUAUUGCAAAGGAUGAAGUGGCUCAUACACUUACAGAGAGCAGAGUACUAAAAAACACUAGGCACCCAUUUUUAACUUCUUUGAAGUAUUCUUUCCAAACUAAGGAUCGGUUGUGCUUCGUGAUGGAGUAUGUCAAUGGAGGCGAGCUGUUUUUCCAUUUGUCGAGAGAGAGGGUGUUCUCCGAGGACCGCACACGCUUUUAUGGGGCUGAGAUCGUCUCUGCUCUCGACUAUCUACACUCCGCCAAGAUUGUGUACCGGGAUCUCAAGCUGGAAAAUUUAAUGCUAGAUAAAGACGGCCACAUCAAAAUCACAGACUUUGGACUUUGCAAAGAAGGAAUCACUGAUGCUGCUACCAUGAAGACGUUCUGUGGUACACCGGAAUAUCUGGCUCCAGAGGUGCUGGAAGAUAAUGACUAUGGGCGUGCAGUAGACUGGUGGGGCUUGGGCGUUGUCAUGUAUGAAAUGAUGUGUGGACGACUGCCCUUCUAUAACCAGGACCAUGAGAAGCUCUUCGAACUUAUUCUUAUGGAGGACAUCAAGUUCCCCAGAACCCUCUCUUCUGAUGCAAAAUCUCUACUUUCCGGGCUCCUUAUAAAAGAUCCAAAUAAAAGAGUUGGCGGUGGGCCAGACGAUGCUAAAGAAAUCAUGCGGCACAGUUUUUUUGUUGGAAUAAACUGGCAAGAUGUGUAUGAUAAAAAGCUUAUACCUCCAUUCAAGCCUCAGGUGUCCUCUGAGACAGACACAAGGUAUUUUGAUGAGGAAUUUACAGCUCAGACGAUUACAAUAACUCCUCCGGAAAAAUUCGAUGAAGACGGAAUGGACUGCAUGGAUAAUGAGCGGAGGCCGCACUUCCCCCAGUUUUCCUACUCCGCCAGUGGAAGGGAAUAGGAGUCCACAGUGCUGCUUCACCUCUGUUCAAGGUUAUCACUGGAAACUGGUCCUCUGCAUUACCACCAGAUCCUAGCACUACUUCAGUACUUGCGUUUUGAGUUUUCUUUUUGACAGGAAAAAUCAUCAGGUGUUGGUUUAUUUAUUUUUAUUUUGUUCUGGGAGGGGAAAAGGGUGGUUACACAAAGAGCAGUGUCGUGUCACUGAGGCCUCAGGCUAUUAUACCUCCUACUGUUUGGACAUUAUUGGCCACUGCAAAGAGCAUUUUUGUUUGUUUGUUUGUUUGUUUUGAAAGCCGUUGAAAUUCCUGUUAGUUAAGGAAUGAAAACACUGUCUUAAGAUAUAUGCUAUCGUUUAUUUGCGUUUCAGGUUGUAAAAAAAGCAAAUUUAGCUAAUUUGAGAAAAACCCUGAAAUACUGAUUUGAAAAGAAUAAAAAGGGUACUUUUCCUUUUGAAGGCUUGGAGAAUCCAUUAUGAGUUUAAAAUUACAUGUACUGCCAGUGGAUUUUUUUUUUUUUUUUACUUUUGUAUUAAUUUGGGCUGAUUGUAGCAGGCAGUUUUUUUUCUUUUUUUUUUAAUCUGUGCUUUUUGUUAGACAUAUCAUUGCUACACAAAGCAAUAGAGUGUUAUUGUUUUAAUAGCUGACUGACAAAAAAACUACAACAAACAAAAAUGAUUGUAAUUAUGUAAAGCAUUUGAAAGCAUAUGGAUUCCAACUACUAUUGAUACUCCAUUCUGUUAGCGAGAGUAGCUGGUAGCUCCACUUCCAUCUAAGUGCAAUGACAGGAUGUAUAAACACUUAAAACCAUAGUAAGCUGAGGGGUGAAUGGGGGAAAAGCACUGUUAAAAACACAACAAAAAAGGGUUUUGAAAUAUAAUUUCUUGUGUUUGGUUUUAGUUUGUUUUAUUUUAUUUUUGUAAAUUAUUAUUAUUGUCCAGUUUUUUGUUCUGGAUCAAAAGGCACCUCUGAUGGCUGAAGAAUGUAAACGUGCAUAAUGCUAAGGCCUUUUAUUUAUAUUUUUCCCCGUUUGAUUACCAAAACAUGGGGGGGGGGAACCGUACAGACAAUUACUUCAAAGUCCUCUCUUUACCGUUCUAGUAUUUAUUUGUAAAUUUUAAUUGUUGUAUGUGUUGUUUUGGCAGGCUUCUGCUACUUUUUAUUUUUUUACUGAAGGUUUUUCAAUAUUGAGACUUGGCAAAAAUGUUAAAACACUUGAUUUUUUAAAACAGUAAAAGGGCUGUACAAGCUGGCAAUCAUAUAUAUAUAUAUAAAGCAAUUUUGGUCAGCCUAGUUACAUUUUUAAAACUAGGCUGGCCAAACUAAAGUUUAUAUGUAAAUACUGUAGCAUGACACUGAUAAGGCUGGUUAUUAAGAAUGUAUAGCACACAUCACUCAUAAUCUAAAGCUCUCAAGUGCAGCGUUUUCUGUGCUGUAGGGUUAGUCGAAUUUGGCUUUUCUAUAGUGUUAUGGGCCAGAGGUAGAUGUAUAGGCCCUUUUGGAGGCUUAGCAUACCAAUGACAAUGUUUUAUCUUAAUCAUAAUCACUUAUCGAUGAGGGUACUUCCUGUUUAUCCAGUUAUGGUUAUUGCAUAUGGGGCUUGCAUUUCAGCUCCUUCAAACCAUCUGCAGGAAUAACCAAAUAAAGAAAAAAAAAACAAUGGCAAAUGGUGUUCCCUUUUUAAACCAGGUUGUCUGUAGUAUAUUCGGGUAAGAGAGCUGGGGUGAGCUACGAGGCACCAAGGCUGCUAAAUAUAGCCAGUAGCAGUGUAGGCAGGUGGUUUAGACACAAGCAAAGGAGGUUAUAGUUCAAACCCCAGCUCAAAGUCAGUGCCUCCUCCUGCCUCAGCCUUCCAAGAGAAGGCAAGAUGGCAAACUAGUGCAAGCAAGACCAUUACCUCCAAGACGCUGAACAGCAUUUCAGAUGUUUUUUUGUUUUUUUACCCCUCCAAUGUAUUCGUUAAUACAAAAGGGCAAAUAUAUAGGUGAAUCAAUUGACAAAUAGAAGGGGUGCAAAUGGGGUGAAAAUAGAUUUAGGUUCAGCAGUAAUUCAAAGGCUUUAGUGUUCAUACAUUUGAGGUUUCUUAUAUCUAUAACAUAUUUCCUGUAUUUCCCUGAUUUUUCAUUUGCACACCUAUGAACAAGUUAAUUAAACAAUUAGGGAAAGAGAAAAAAGGGCUAGACUUUAUUUGCCCCUGUUUUUUCUCAGUUAAUUUUCCCAAACUAGUAACAGCAAAUGUACAUUCUGUAUUAUGCAUUUCUUUUUUUGAAACAAUAAUCCAUUGUUAUUCCACUUUGAAAAUCAGAAACUUUGCACUGCAAACAAAGCUUACUAAAUGUCUUAAUUGGCAAGUUGAAGGUAUGGAGUCAAUGCUAGGGAAAGUAAAUCUUCAUUUUCACGCUGUAGAUUGUCAAAGAUUUAACCAUAAAUUUGCAGGAAAGCAUUUUGCUUUGACAGUUUAACAUUAUUCAUUCCAAAUGUUACACUUAUUUAUUUGUUUAUUUUUAGGGAUUGGCAGGCCUACGCCCUCUUCACUCACAUUGUAUGACAUCAGCAGAUGGGCAGUCAACGAAGAAAAGGGAAAAUAUUUUAACAUGAUGCCGGUACUAGUUAUUUAAAUAUAUCUGUAUGAACUUGCAGUAAACGGUACGUGUAGUUUUAGUUUAGAGGCAUCAUGUGAAGACUGAAGAAGAUUUGUUUACAUUACCCAAUGGGAGUUUUAGCUGUAGGACCACAAGCUUCCUCAGUCUGGGAGUAAAAUAGUAAUUGUCUUGCUACUACAAACAUCAGUAGGGUGCCAUACAUGCUGUCUUCAUCUUCAGGAAGUACUAAUUUUAUAGGGAAAACAUAUAGAGCUGAUAUUUUCAGCAUGGGCUUAUAAAGUCUCAACCUACCUAAACUUCAAAGUGGUGUACACACACAUAGACAGCAAAAGAAUUAGAGCUAUCAAGGUAUAUGUUGUAAACAAAAUUCUCCCACUAACUGAUUAACGUAGAUUUAGAUCAGGGGCUCUCAAAUCCGGCCUGGCAACACCCUGUGUCUUCUGGUUUUCAUUCCAAGUGAGCACUCAAUCUCUUCAGUAAACCCUUAAUUGAACUAAUAACUUGCUUUUAAUUACAACUUUUUAA
Molecule: messenger RNA, 4992 nt
Organism: Polyodon spathula (Mississippi paddlefish)
Lineage: Eukaryota; Metazoa; Chordata; Actinopteri; Acipenseriformes; Polyodontidae
Product: RAC-gamma serine/threonine-protein kinase
Exons: 14
Coding region: 427-1866 (479 amino acids)
Biological process (GO): protein phosphorylation
Molecular function (GO): protein serine/threonine kinase activity; ATP binding
Source: RefSeq, a predicted model, not a curated record